AUGGACGACUCUAUAUUCUCCAGGAUAAAAAAGCUGGCCAAAUCGGGUUUCUUCAAGAACCCAGAGAUAGACAAGCUUGGGUAUGGAUCCUUCCUGAAGCAACCGGCUGCAGACUCAAAUCUGUUCAUCCAAAAGGCCAGAGACCUGAAGUCCAGGGCCGAUGCUGCAAUGAAGGAGCCUGGCCACAAGGGAGCAAAGAUGGUCAUGGAGACAAUUAUGAUGUACAUAAGGGGAUACAUAGAGGAGGGUGGCAGGCACAAGACGGUCGACAUCAUUCGGGGAUGGAAGAGCCUUGGAAAGUACAUUGGAGAGACCGCAAGGUCGCAGAAGGAGGAGGACAUCUCUGCAUUUCUUAGGCUGGUCCUAUUCAACGUGAAGUUUCAUUAUCUGUAUUUGGAAAGUUCCCUGAUAAUCAAGCAGGGAAGAAGAAAUGAAAACAAGGAGGGCAUACUGACGUAUUUUCUAAGUGAAUACAACGAUCUUUAUAAUCUGUUCAUACAGUCCAAGAUGAAGAACUUCCACGUACUUCGUCCGGACGAUCUUCUGGACAUUGUGAAGGAGAAAAUAAACUCGAUGUAA
Molecule: messenger RNA, 579 nt
Organism: Encephalitozoon hellem ATCC 50504
Lineage: Eukaryota; Fungi; Microsporidia; Unikaryonidae
Exons: 1
Coding region: 1-579 (192 amino acids)
Source: RefSeq, a predicted model, not a curated record